Molecule: messenger RNA, 546 nt
Organism: Yarrowia lipolytica CLIB122
Lineage: Eukaryota; Fungi; Ascomycota; Dipodascomycetes; Dipodascales
Cellular component (GO): dynactin complex
Source: RefSeq, a predicted model, not a curated record
AUGCCACCGAAAAAAACACCCAAAUCCGCCUACGUCAUCACCGAGUCUGGGAACCGCAUUUCGAGAAAAGCUGCUCUGUCAGGACUCCAGAAUAUCGUGCUAGGAGGCAAGACCGUGAUAGAUCACGGAUCCAAGAUUAGAGGCGACCUCCAACGACCAGGAAGCACCGCUCCAAUCAUCGCAAUUGGACGUUACUGCAUCAUCUCGACGCAGGUGACUGUGGAACCACCUUGCAAAGACGAGGCCAAGGAAAACUACUAUCCCGUUAGAAUUGGCGACUACGUCUACAUUGGCGACAACAGUGUGACCCAAGCUGUUCAGAUCGGCUCCAACGUGGAAAUAGGCGACAAUUGCGAGAUUGGCAAGUUCUGUAUCAUCAAAGAUUGUGUCAUUGUUGAUCCGGGGUCGGUGAUACCUCCAAGAACGGUAUGUGCCCCUUUCACGCGAUGGGCUGGCGUUCCUGCCGUCGAAAUCGAGGUCUUGAGCGAAAGUACAGCCGAAAUGGUCCAGCUGAGGAAUAGACAGCGCUAUCUCGACAUUGAGUGA